AUGCCUAUUACGAUAUCCAACGGAUGCCAUCCGCACGGAUCUAAUAUGAUUCUCACUGUCAUAACAAGCGAGAGUGAAGUAUUACAUUCGUGCGAAUGGCAUCCGUCGGAUACCGUAAUAGACUAUGAUCCCAAAGUGGUCGAACAGAAAGAGCAGGCGCAGCCUGCAUGUUUACCGUUGAGCUAUGUAUUGCGUUUCAUAUCGGAAGAUGCACGUAAAGAGAGCCCAUUUUUAUCCGCCAACAGUACGGGCGUUGAACUUAAGCGGAAGUUGGCGAUCAAACAUCACAGUUACAGUAUGUCGUCGUCAAAUCGCAGCAAUACGCCCACUGGCAGUGAAAUGGACGAUGAUGAAAUGGUUGUCUCAGAGUCGGAGGACAGCAAUGAUUCUUGGACAACUGAGGAGUUCAGUUCCGAGUUCAUAAUGCGUUACGGGAGCAGGCAUUCCGGAACCGGCAGCAAUGGGACACCGGGCAAUGAGAAGCCGUUUGCGUGUCCUGUGCCUGGUUGUAAAAAGCGUUACAAGAAUGUCAAUGGCAUCAAAUAUCACUCGAAGAACGGCCACAAAAAGGACGGAAAGUAA
This is a messenger RNA of Rhagoletis pomonella (apple maggot), 582 nucleotides long. Its product is annotated as juxtaposed with another zinc finger protein 1-like. NCBI's taxonomy places the organism in Eukaryota, Metazoa, Arthropoda, Insecta, Diptera, Tephritidae. Gene Ontology annotation, cellular component: nucleus. Bases 1 to 582 code for a protein of 193 amino acids. The record is from RefSeq and is a predicted model, not a curated record. The transcript has 4 exons.